Blastocystis hominis is the source of this 465-nucleotide messenger RNA. RefSeq lists its product as hypothetical. Gene Ontology annotation, biological process: sterol transport. The coding region runs from base 1 to 465 and encodes 154 amino acids. The transcript is spliced from 2 exons. The record is from RefSeq and is a predicted model, not a curated record. Gene Ontology annotation, molecular function: sterol binding. NCBI's taxonomy places the organism in Eukaryota, Bigyra, Opalinata, Blastocystidae.
AUGAAGUUUGUUGUUGUCUGCCUUUUGCUUGCAAUCGUUUUUGCUAAACCUGGAGAGAUUACCUGGAAAGUUUGCGACGACGGAUAUUACCACGGUCAAAUAUCCAAAGUUGCGAUUAUCAACAACCCUGUUAUUCCUGGUCAAAACACCACUGUGAUUGGCUUUGGUUCUUUGGACAAAACUGUUACUAGUGGAAAAUGGAGUUUGACUGGAUCUUUUAUGGGCCUCCCUGUGCUCUAUAAGUCAGGUGAUCUCUGCAGUAAUAGUGUUGUUGAUCUGCCUUUCCGUACUGGAAGCAUUUAUAUCAAUGGUUUGAAUUGCCCCACUCCUGCGGGUAGUGUCCAAGUUGAACAGAAGGCGAUCUUCUACCAGAGUCCCCCUUCUGGAAAGUAUACCAUCCGAUGCAAGAUGCAUGACCAGGAUGAUGAGCCCAUCUUGUGUCUUGAUAUCACGAUUCCGAUGUAG